Molecule: messenger RNA, 1026 nt
Organism: Aplysia californica (California sea hare)
Lineage: Eukaryota; Metazoa; Mollusca; Gastropoda; Aplysiida; Aplysiidae
Source: RefSeq, a predicted model, not a curated record
CAACCCCACAGGAACCCGCGGAGACAAUCCCCCGAACUUCAGCCCCACCCAACAGUAGAGUCAAUCAAGCGAACUCCCCCAAAGAACAGAAGGAAGACAAUGAAGACAGAGAAAAGGGAGGAGCCCGACAGCAAGGAGAAGACGAUGGGGAUCAUAAUGAAACACACGAGAGCGGGUGUCCUGAUGGAUCUAUCGUGCUGGGAAAAUUUUGUGCUGUGUUCCACAAGAAGAGGAGCUCGAUGGCCGACGCCCACACAGUGUGUCAAUAUAACAACAUGUCAUUGUGGGCUGAUGGGUUGAGCAGUUCUGAUUUUGACAUUCUUAAGAAAAAUGUUGAUGUCAUAACAGUAUGGACCGGACAAAGACAUAAAAUUAAUUGUGUAAUCUUCAAACUAAACAAGGAGUUGGAGAGAAAAAUAAACUGUACUAUGCAAAGAAAGUUCUUUUGUUUUUCUGCUAGACAAGGUCUGGAUGGACAAACACAGACGACCACUAAUCCAGCCCUGACACACAGUACCACGCCUCAGACACAGACACAAACACACAAAACUACCUCCACUGUUGCCAUGGUGACCACCGCGAGUACACCGAUUUAUGACACCAGCUCUAGUCCUGGUGCGGGAGACGCCGCUACGACAGGCUACCCUCCCACCAUCACCUCAACCACCACCACAGCAACCACGCCCACCACAACCACCGCACUCACCACAACCACCCCACCCACCACCACAACCACCACAACCACCACAACCAGUACCGCUUUAAGGAGCACCAGGAGCACCAGGAGAUAUUUCCGGACCACCACCACCAGCAAGCACACAGAGACCGAAAGCACCGUCACUUCUGCAAGAUGCUUCCCGCCCUCCACAGUCCGUGGCCAAUGUCCCCUCGGCUGGCUUACAAAGAGAGACAACUCUUGUGUGGCUUUCCUGAUGACGUCAUCCUACUUAGAUGGGCACAACAAUUGCAGCAAGAAGGGAGGCAAGCUAUUCUCCAUUGGGGAAACGGAGAGACCGUGUGUGGCAG